This is a messenger RNA of Adineta steineri, 603 nucleotides long. The record is from the annotation of a GenBank genome assembly. NCBI's taxonomy places the organism in Eukaryota, Metazoa, Rotifera, Eurotatoria, Adinetida, Adinetidae.
AUGAAUAUCGGACGGUUUCAUCACACAGCAUCUACAUUAGCAGAUAAAUCAGUAUUAGUUGCUGGUGGGUAUAACGGUAGUGGUUAUCUCAAUAGUGCUGAAUUGUAUAAUACAUCAACAGGCACUUGGACAAUCACAGGAAGCAUGAGUAUCGCACGUGCUGUUCACACAGCAACCACGUUAGCAAAUGGAUCAGUAUUAGUUACUGGUGGACUCAACGGCGUUUUUCCUCUUAAUAGUGCUGAAUUGUACAAUCCAUCAACAGGCACUUGGACAAUCACAGGAAGCAUGAAUGUCACACGAGAUUGGUACGCAGCAUCCACAUUGGCAAAUGGAUCAGUAUUAGUUGUUGGUGGAUAUAGUGGUAGUGGUCCUGUUACUAGUGCUGAAUUGUACAAUCCAUCAACAGUUGCUGGUGGACGUAACAGCAGUAGUGGUUAUCUCAAUAGUGCUGAAUUGUACAAUCCAUCAACAGGUACUUGGACAAUCGCAGGAAGCAUGAGUAUCGCACGAGAAUAUCACACAGCAUCCACAUUAGCAAAUGGAUCAGUAUUAGUUACUGGUGGAUUGGGUGGCGGUCUCAGUAGUGCUGAACUUUAUUAG